Molecule: messenger RNA, 1695 nt
Organism: Ctenocephalides felis (cat flea)
Lineage: Eukaryota; Metazoa; Arthropoda; Insecta; Siphonaptera; Pulicidae
Product: fatty-acid amide hydrolase 2-A-like
Exons: 11
Coding region: 89-1660 (523 amino acids)
Source: RefSeq, a predicted model, not a curated record
GGUAAUCCGGGCAGGUUCUGUGAUUGUGAAUCAGUGAUUUUCGCGUUUCUGUGAUUUUGUUUUGUUUUGUUUUGUUUUAAAUUAAAGGAUGCAGUUUAAAACUGCAGUACUAAAUUUCCUGUUGCGAUGUAUGCAAAUUCUCGUGGCUCCAUUUUUCUGGAUAAGAGCUCGACUUCCCACGAAAAAGCUGCCGCCUCCUACUAGUAAACUUCUGGAGUACAGCGCCUCGCAGUUAGCUGUCAAAAUACGACAACGAGAGCUAGCCAGCUAUGACGUUAUUCGAGCUUACAUAGAGCGAAUUCAGCAGGUGAAUCCGCAACUUAAUGCAGUGGUCGAGGAUCGCUUCGAACAAGCUCUUGUCGAGGCAAAAAGAGCUGAUGAGGAAAUUGCCGCGUGCAGCUCUGUAGAGAAAUUAGCUCUUGAAAAACCAUUAUUAGGCGUUCCUUUGACUGUUAAAGAGAGUUGCUCUGUCGAAGGAAUGAAAUAUACUGUCGGAUCUCUGCCGCGCAAAAACAUAAGAGCUGCCAAUGACGGCGGAGCAGUUGCAAAUUUAAGACGUGCCGGAGUUAUUAUUCUGGCCGUAACGAAUACUCCCGAAUACUGUAUGUGCUGUGAAACAUAUAACAGCGUUACUGGAAGAACAAAUAACCCCUAUGAUUUACGAAGAUCGAGUGCUGGAUCUUCUGGUGGAGAAGGUGCUUUAUUGGGAUGUGGAGCAUCGUGUGUUGGCGUUGGUUCUGAUAUCGCAGGCUCGAUUAGAAUACCAGCCAUGUGGUGCGGUAUAUUUGGACACAAACCAAGCGCAGGAAUUAUACCAUUGACUGGGCACUUUCCAUUAUCAAAAGAUCCAGAUUUUGCAAAUUACCUAACAAUAGGUCCAAUAGUAAGAUAUGCUGAAGACUUGACUCCUAUGAUGUAUGUUAUGUCUGGGGACAACGCGCCCGCUUUACGACUGUAUGAAAAGGUGGAUUUGGCUAAAGUUACAGUAUACUUAAUGAAAGAUUGCGGAGCGAAAAAACUAACUUUGCCAGUUCAAAGUGAAAUUGGCAUUGCUAUCGAUAGCGCUGCUAAUUAUUUGAAAAACGUAUGCAGCAAAGUAGAAGAGGUGAGAUUUACAGAGAUGAAGUACUCGCUUCUUUAUAGCCUUGUACUAAUUUUGGGUACGUCUCAAAUUCCGAACGUUUUACAAGAUGAUAAUGAUCCAAAGAAAAGUAAAAACGUUUUCUGGGAGACAAUUAAAUUCAUAUUUAGACUGUCAAAAUACUCAGGACCGGGAUUAGCGUUCUCUUGGCUGGCUAGAUGUAGUACUAGUAUUAUAACACCUUCUAUGUUGGAAACCAACAAAAUUAGAGUAGCUGAAUUGAAGAAAAAAAUUACGAGUACUUUAGGGGAAGAUGGUGUAUUGUUAUACCCAAACUUUCCUACUUCAGCCGUUUUGCAUUACGAAUCAUACGCAAAAUUAAUUGGCGCUAUUUACACUGUGAUAUUUAAUAUUUUGGGAUUGCCUUCAUCUAGUGUUCCCAUGGGAAGAGAUUCAAAAGGAAUGCCUAUUGGAAUACAAAUUGUCGGUGCUCCAAAUCAAGAUAGACUUUGCAUAGCCAUAGCACAAGAAUUAGAAAAAGGUUUUGGAGGUUGGGUUCCACCGACAUAUUCUAUAUGACAAUUUUAAUACUUCGAUUUAAGUCAUUUAUAUUU